CUUGGCAUGGUGCUUCCAUGUAGAGUUGGGUCAUCUGGGCCUAGGUGCAUCCCUUUCAACAUCCUAAUUGGCUGAGGGAGCAGGGCGGGUUCCCCAGGUCUUGGGGCAUAGUUCUGUUAGUAACCGAGGAGUUUGUUCUCAGAGACACAAGGCCCCUGCCACUUCAGGAGCCUGGCUGACCUCAGCAGACCUCGCCUCUGACAAAGAGAAGGGCCCACAAGUAGAAUGAUUCUUCCUGGUGUGGGCAGGGGCCAGGCGCCUCUCAGGGUCAGCUCUCAUGGCUCUGGGGCAGAUGGGGGCUCUGAGCUUAUCUAGCGAAGCCCAGACCAGGCACAUGUCCAGAGGGGCUAAGCAGCUCGCACAAGAUCACACAGCCACGGGCAGGCAAAGCCCGAGCUGAGGGCCCGGCCUCCAUCCGGUGCGGCAGUCCACCACUGCCCCAGACUCCAGGACAGGAGCUCCUCUUUGUCCAGCCUCAGGAUGGUGUCCUGCAAGACCGUGGCUGCCCUGCUGGUGGUUUAUGUCGCUGCUCUGCUGGCCUCCCAGACAGAAGCCUUCGUUCCCAUCUUCACCUACAGCGAGGUCCAGAGGAUGCAGGAAAAGGAGCGGACCAAAGGGCAAAAGAAAUCUCUGAGUGAACAGCAGAGGUCUGAAGAGAUGGGUGCUCUGGACCUCGAGGAGCCCACAGGGGAGAAAGAAGACCAAGUUAUCAGGCUGACUGCUCCCAUGGAAAUUGGAAUAAGGAUGAACUCCAGGCAGCUGGAAAAGUACCGGGCUGCCGUGGAAGGGCUGCUGAGUGAGGUGCUGCUGUCUACCCAGGACGGUACAGCGGGAGGGUGGCCAAAUGACAGCCCACUGCACUCCUGGGAGAAGGUGGUGGGUGGCCGAAACUGAGAGGCCCACCCCCAGGGAGGCCCCGGAAGGCUGCAUGGCCCAGCAGUGGGACUGGAAGAAAAUCACCUUCUCCCAAGCAAAUCCCCCUCCAGUGAAUAAAACGUGAAAUAUACA
Molecule: messenger RNA, 1008 nt
Organism: Phyllostomus discolor (pale spear-nosed bat)
Lineage: Eukaryota; Metazoa; Chordata; Mammalia; Chiroptera; Phyllostomidae
Gene: MLN
Product: motilin
Exons: 4
Coding region: 481-894 (137 amino acids)
Cellular component (GO): extracellular region
Molecular function (GO): hormone activity; motilin receptor binding
Source: RefSeq, a predicted model, not a curated record